AUGUCUGACUAUAAAAAUAUACGAUCGACCAUUCUAUGUAUGGCUGGUGAAAAUGUGGAAAAAUUAAUGAGCAAAUGGGAAAACAUGUUUGAUUCCGACUAUUGUCAAGAAUUAAUGGAGAAGCUUGAAGUGCGUGUGCGCUCUUUUUACGAAGAUCUCAUAGCAGAAACUGAUCACAAGGAGGACGAAAUAAAAGAAGACUUACAAACUCUGCGAGCCGAGGCAGCUGCUGUAAUGCGAUUGCUUUAUAAAAAUGAGGAAAUUGAAAAUAAGCCAGAAGAUAUGCCUCUGGUUGUGUGGCGGGAGAAGUUGGACAUACGUGUACAGAACUUACGAGAUGAGCUGCGCAUGCGCCAUAAUGAAAUCGACGAGCUACUGCUGCAGCAGUACUUUUUGUGCGAAGAGCUAGGUGAGUCGCCGUUGCCUCUGCUUGCCGAUCCUUUGCCAGAGCUGCACGAAAUUUCCACGUUUCGUGACCAUCUGAAACGGUUACAGGCGGAGCGAGCACUUCGUAUGGAUGAGAUGUUUCAACUACGUAGCCAAAUAAAGCAGCACAUGAAACAGCUUGAGCUGCUUCCUCAAUCGGACGCGGAUGAGCAACUGCUAAGCCAGGCGAACCUCAAUAUGACGCCUCAUAUAAUGCAAAAGCUGCGUCUGAUGCAUGAGAAGCUUACUGCUCAAGUGGUGGAAUGGCGGCAGCGUAUAGACGAUAUGCGGGAAAAAAUUAAAGUGCUGUGGGUGCGGUUGGAGUACACGGAUGAGUUUGCAAUGCAAAAAGUAACUGACGUCACGUGGUAUACCCAGCAAACUUACGAUGUGCUCAGUGAGGAGCUACAGCGCUGUCAGCAGCUGCGUCGUCAGGAUGUAAAGAGGUUCGUCGAACAGCUGAGGAUGGAGAUUCAGAAGUGGUGGGAUUUGACACUGAAGUCACAGCGGGAGCGCAAGAGUUUCGUUAAUUAUUAUAAUGAUUGCUACAACGAGGACCUGUUGGAGCUCCAUGAGUUGGAGCUGGACGACAUAAAGACUUUUUACAAUAGUAAUAAGGAAAUUUUCGAUCUGUUUGCGAAUCGCGCCGAAGUGUGGGAACGUAUGGUAGCUCUGCAGGCGAAGGAGAGUGAUCCAAAGAGAUUUAACAAUCGUGGUGGGCAGCUGCUUAAGGAGGAGCGUGAGCGUAAGAUGAUAAUGAGCAAACUGGCCAAAAUUGAGCUGCAAAUAAAAGAGUUAGUAUUAGCGUAUGAGAAACGUACGAAAUCUCAAUUUCUGGUGCACGGCGAGAGCAUACUGCAGUACAUGGAGAGUGACUGGGAGCGUCUGCGUCAAACCAAGGAGCAGCAGAGUUCGGCCAGAAAACAUAUCUCGCCAAUGUCCGGGUCAAGAACACCAUCCGAUCGGCAGCUGUGUCCGCUCACUGGCGCAUCGAAGUCCACAGGCAAUCUGCACAAGAGGAAGCUGAUAAAAGAUGCUAACAAUGAUCUAAUAAACAUUAAUAAUGCGAAACGCUGUUUGAUGCAGGCGCUGACGUUAGGGAUUCCAAAGAUUCAAGUGCAGCCGCCGAGUAGUGACGAUGAGGAAGAUUAUUCGUGA
Molecule: messenger RNA, 1584 nt
Organism: Drosophila busckii
Lineage: Eukaryota; Metazoa; Arthropoda; Insecta; Diptera; Drosophilidae
Product: protein regulator of cytokinesis 1
Exons: 1
Coding region: 1-1584 (527 amino acids)
Biological process (GO): mitotic spindle midzone assembly; microtubule cytoskeleton organization
Cellular component (GO): cytoplasm; mitotic spindle midzone; spindle
Molecular function (GO): microtubule binding
Source: RefSeq, a predicted model, not a curated record